This is a messenger RNA of Rhopalosiphum maidis (corn leaf aphid), 1129 nucleotides long. RefSeq lists its product as uncharacterized. NCBI's taxonomy places the organism in Eukaryota, Metazoa, Arthropoda, Insecta, Hemiptera, Aphididae. The transcript is spliced from 3 exons. The record is from RefSeq and is a predicted model, not a curated record. Bases 161 to 877 code for a protein of 238 amino acids.
CGCCAGUCAGUUGUGUGACAACUAUCGUUCAGCGUGUUACCGUCUUCCUUCCGUCGAAAGUUAGUCUAAGAUCACCAUUUAAAUUUCAGAAACACUGGACGAUUUCGGCUUUUACAGUGAAACAGUUUCAUUUUCAAUAGAAAACUAACUAAAACGAAAUAUGUCCGACCAGCAGGGAGACGACGGCAGCGAGUGGAAAAAAUCGUUGCCCGGACUCUCUGGGUCGGAUAAUCCGCUGUGCACGCCAAAGCAGAUCAAAAACUUAACUUUGGACGAAUUGCGCCGGGACGAGAGACUUUGGAUUGCCUACGAGAGGGGUUGGUGUGAUUUGUUGCGGUCAUUCAUGAACAUGCAGCUGAUGCAGUCGGAAACGUCAUAUAUGUUGCCUGAACUCACGCGGCCUGGUAUACUGGACCACACAAAUGCUGCAGCUUCCAGUGCAGCUGACACAGCAGCGAAUGCAUCUAAUCCGGAGAGUACUUUGAGUGGCGAUCCGAUGAAUGCAUUACCUGCAUCAAAUGUGAUUACCAAGUCGAGUACAUUAGGUACUGUGCAUAUAUCGGGUGCAGUGGCAAGUGCAACUGUACCCGAAAACGGUUCGCCUAAACGGAUUGACGUUCACGCUCUCACGUCCCGUAUAAAGCGGACUUACAAAUAUACUGAUGUUCGUCUGUGCGAAUUCCAAGGACUUGGGCCACAUGAUGUACAACAAGAGUCGUCAGAAAACGGUCCCUACGAAUCCAGAGUGAUUGGGGACUCAGGCGUGACUGAGCAGCUGUCAGCGAUCAGGAUCAAAAUUACGACACCAGAAGCAACAGAAUUCGAACUCACCGAUAUAUUCGGCGACGACGAGAAGCCAAACGCUGACAACGAGUAGUUUCUGUCUGCUAAAAAUCGAUUUUAUACAAUAUAAUAUUAUAAUAAAUAGUUAUUCUGUAUUCAUAAACAUUAUAAUCAAGACUUGGAAGUUAUAGCACCAAAAUAGUUACUUUUUAGCACUUUAAUGUACACUUAAGAGUUAGAAUUACCAAGAUUAGGUUAAUUAAAUAUCACUUAAAAUUGAGAAAUAUGACAUACUAUUAUGAUAAAAUACAAAUUUAUAAAAAAAACCGAAUCGAUAAACAUUUGU